Sporothrix schenckii 1099-18 is the source of this 2517-nucleotide messenger RNA. RefSeq lists its product as uncharacterized. The coding region runs from base 1 to 2517 and encodes 838 amino acids. Gene Ontology annotation, molecular function: hydrolase activity. The transcript has 4 exons. Lineage: Eukaryota; Fungi; Ascomycota; Sordariomycetes; Ophiostomatales; Ophiostomataceae. The record is from RefSeq and is a predicted model, not a curated record.
AUGAGCUCGUCGCUGCUCGUGCGCCUCGGGUUGCGGCAGAGCGGCCCCUGGGAGCCGCCCACGCUGCUCGACCGCCUGCUCGCCUCGCCCAUCCGCGCGGCCGCGCACUACCUCUACGCCUGGAUCGUCGGCGUGCGCGGCUGGGCCACGCGGCGGCACUUUCUGGACGCGGCCGAGGCCCGGGCCACGCCGACCAUCCGCGUCGUGUGCAUCUCGGACACGCACGACCAGAUUGUCCCGGACAUUCCGGACGGCGACCUGCUGAUCCACGCGGGCGACCUGACGGACCACGGCCGGCCGGCCGACCUCCAGGCGCAGCUGGACUGGCUGGCGUCGCUGCCGCACCCGCACAAGGUGGUGGUGUGCGGCAACCACGACAGCUGGUUUGACCCGGCCGCGCGGGUGGCCAAGGGCAUGGCGGCCGACGCGCCGGGGCCCCGGUUUGCCGACAACAUGCACUACCUGCAGCACGAGGCGCGCACGCUCCAGUUUGCCAACGGGCGGUCCCUCAAGGUGUACGGCGCGGCCGACAUCCCGCGGUGUGGGCCGGACUCAUUCAGCUACCAGUACGACCGCAGCACGCCGCCCUGGCAGGGGCUGAUUCCGUCCGACGUCGACAUUCUCAUCACCCAUCCGCCUCCGCGCCACCAUCUCGACCUGGGCCUCGGCUGUGCCGGCCUGCUGGCCGAAGUCUGGCGCGUGCGUCCGCCGCUGCACGUCUUUGGACACGUGCACUGGGGCGCAGGCCGCCAGCUCGUGUUCUGGGACGAGACGCAGCGGGCGUACGAGGUGCUGACCGAGGACGGCCGCGAGUUCGGGCAGCCGUUCCGGGAGGAAAGUCUGGGCAGCCGCCUGGGCUACCUCGGCCGGCUCGUGGCGGCGGCCACGAUGGCGACGGUGCUGCUGCCCGUAUGGCUGUUUGCGCCCGACAUCCUGGCGGCCGAGGGCCGGGGCGCGAGCUCGAUCCUCGUGAACGCGGGCCAAAUGUACGGCAACUCGGGCCGCCUGGGCAACAGCGUGCAGGCCCUCGGUGCCGCCCAGGACACGGCGGCCCGUCACCGCACACCGCCCCUCGCCGCUCUCCCACCGGUCCGCCUUGUCGGCCAUGAACGCCUCUUGCUUGUCGUGCUGGCCCGCCACCCACUUGUGGAUGCAGAUGUAGCAGUAGACGACGCCCGUCUGGCACACCGUCGGCGUCGUCAUGGCGUCACAGCAGAUGGGGCAGAGGGCCGAGUCGGCGGGCGCAGGGACCGUGUAGAUGGGGCGCAGCGACGGCUUGGCAAUCGGCGCGCGGCGUGCGAGGUCUUGUUCGGUGGGCACAGCGUCGGGGCCCGCCUCGUCGUGGGCAGCUGCCGUCGCUGCCGUCGCUGCCGUCGUCGGGGGGGUCGCCGUCUCGUCGGCGCGCCGCGUCGGCUCCUUCUUCAGAAUGCCCUUGCGGCCGAUGCUGCCCGUGUUGGAGGCACCACUGCUGCUGCUGCUGCUGGUCGCGCUGGUCCCCGCAGACACAGACUGGGCACCACCUCCACCGGCGGGCAGGCCGGCCGACACGGGCGGCGGCAGGUCCAGGCUGGCGGCCGCCUUGAGCGACAGCUGCUUGGCAAAGUCCGACGCGUGCCACCACUCCAAGAACUUGAGCGCGAAAAUGCUCGCGGGCAGCACCAUGGACAGGCCGCCCAGCAGGCGGCUCCCGACGGACCGCGGCGUCGACGACGUCGACUGCCGUUCGGCCAGGUCGUCGAUGGCCCGGUAGUCGGCGCCCGUCAUGCGCCGCACGCGCGUGCCGACGAGCCACAGCAGUGGGCUGGCGUAGCGCGAGCCGUCAAAGAGGUAGGCGAGGUGGAACGCCAGCACGGCAAAGCCGUAGGCGGCGUGCACGCUCGGGUAGACGUGGCGCAGGAACCAGCGGGCGGCGUGCUGCAGGCGGUCGCGCAGGGUCGGGCGGGCGGGCAGGCGCUGGUAGGCGGCGCCCAGGCGGGCGCGGGGCGCGUCGCGCUCGUAGGCGUCGUCGAGCUUGCGCUUGAGGUAGGGGACGCCGACCACGACGCCCAGGUUGCGCCAGAGGUCGCCGCUGCGGCGCAGCUGCAAAAACGUGCGCACGACGGCGGGCGUGCCGGCGGCGGCGCGCGGCACCUCGCUGCUGGCGGCGCGCAGGCCGCCCUCCAGCACCCGCUCGCGCUUGAGGCCGUAAAAGUGUUCGGUGAACGUGCCGCCCAUCGUCUGGAGAUAGUAGUGCUCGACGACGAGCAUGGCGAGCGCGUAGAGCUCGUCAAACGAGUUGAGCGCGCGCAGCAGGUAGCGCGGGUAGCGCUGCGUCGCAAUGGUCAGCAGAUACCGCAGGGUCGGCGGCAGCAGGCCGUGCAGCUGCUGUUCGGAGAGCAGCUCAAACAGCGACGGCUUCUGCUCGUCGACCAUGGCGGCGUUGGCGUCCAUGGCGGCGGCGCGGGUGUCGUGGUGCCGUCAAGGAUGGCGUAUGUGGCGAGUCUCGCGUCGGGUGUCGUGUCGUAUCUGUUGGAGUGA